AUGCCAACUUCUUUGGCACGCACUGUGUCCUAUCCAUCAACUGAAUUUGCUCACACUUAUCACUGUUUUUCACAGAUGCCAUCUGUCCCCAUACCUCCACUACCUAAAUCCGGUACAUUAUAUAGAGCUACUCCCGAAAAAGCAAGUUCCAUUUCGGCACAGGUGCAGGAUAAUCAAACCCAGCCUUCAAUGGCAGAAAAGCAACUAGCAGGACAUACGCUUCUUAAAGAGUUUGCCGACCGAUUUGAGCUUAUUUCUGAACUUGGAUCAGGCGGUUUUGGGUUUGUUUUAGGCGCAUUGGAUCGCCAUACAGGAAAAGAAGUAGCAGCCAAGUUUAUUCUCAAAUCUCGCGUAGCCUCGGAUGGAUGGGUACGAGAUCCUCAAUUAGGUGUGAUUCCAAUAGAGGUUUAUUUUCUUCGCCAUUGUCGCCACACAAACAUCAUUUCGUAUGUCGCAGUAUAUUCGGACCACAAGUUUGUAUACUUUGUCACUGAGCUACAUGGAUCGCAAUGGGUGGCAUCAAAAGAUCAAAUUCAAUCAAGACUAACUCAAUCCAGUGUGGCACAAGUGCCUGUUUUUCCUGUAUCGGCUGAGCCUGUUCUUCAUUCUCCAUACGUCACACCUAACAACAGCACUUUGGAUUUAAAGCAACCUAUAUUUCAAAGAUCCGUUACUUGCCCCUUUCCAGCAAAACUUGCUCGCAGACCAUCAAUGGAUCUUUUUGAGUGCAUUGAGCAAUAUGAUAGAAUUCCAGAAGAAAGCGCCAAAGGUAUAUUUUUUCAAGUGGUUCAAGCAAUACGGUAUCUUCAUUGCAAAGGAGUUGUUCAUCGAGAUAUCAAGGAUGAGAAUAUUGUCAUUGAUGGCAGUUUCCAUGUCAAAAUCAUUGAUUUUGGGUCUGCAGCUGUGGAAUCCAGCGAUCCAAACUUUUUAUUUGAUCGAUUUCAGGGAACCAUUCAAUAUGCUAGUCCUGAGAUUUUACGAGGAGAAAAGUAUCGAGGAAAGCCAACUGACGUAUGGGCAUUAGGAAUCCUUUUGUAUACCAUUCUGUAUGGAGAGGUUCCGUUUGCAUCCAGUGAGCAAGCCAAGUCCUGCGCAUACAAGCCGCCAAGAUUUCCAUCGUCCCCAAAGUGUAUGGAUCUUUUAGGAUGGAUGCUUCAAAAGCAUGCAUCGCAACGGCCGACUGCCGAUCAGAUUCUGUGUCACCCAUGGUUUGAAUCGAUACCCCAACCACUCCACUAUUCACCACCCUCAGCGGAUGCCAAACCCUAA
Messenger RNA from Batrachochytrium dendrobatidis JAM81, 1269 nucleotides. RefSeq lists its product as uncharacterized. Gene Ontology annotation, biological process: intracellular signal transduction; negative regulation of glycogen biosynthetic process; protein phosphorylation. Gene Ontology annotation, cellular component: nucleus; cytoplasm; cytosol. Gene Ontology annotation, molecular function: protein serine/threonine kinase activity; ATP binding. The transcript has 4 exons. Bases 1 to 1269 code for a protein of 422 amino acids. The record is from RefSeq and is a predicted model, not a curated record. Lineage: Eukaryota; Fungi; Chytridiomycota; Chytridiomycetes; Rhizophydiales.